Messenger RNA from Sarcophilus harrisii (Tasmanian devil), 3869 nucleotides. RefSeq names its product Mov10 RISC complex RNA helicase (gene MOV10). Lineage: Eukaryota; Metazoa; Chordata; Mammalia; Dasyuromorphia; Dasyuridae. Gene Ontology annotation, molecular function: 5'-3' RNA helicase activity; RNA binding. The transcript is spliced from 22 exons. The record is from RefSeq and is a predicted model, not a curated record. Bases 316 to 3342 code for a protein of 1008 amino acids.
CAGGAUGAGAGGAGGGCCCGGAGGGAGGGGUCAGACUCCUUUGCGAAGAGUUAAUGGGAGAGAAGGAGGAGAGAAGACGCAGUGACCGCACUAGCCGCCGCUGGAGAGAGGGUAGUUGAGGAUGGACUAGGCUGCCUGCCGGGUCAGAGGUCGGAAGAAGGAGCUGCUGGACUGAAUUAGGGGCUCCCGCAGCCCCACUUCGCCCCGUAUCCCGAGACCUGGCACUUCCUCUUGCGCUGGGGACUUUCAGUUUCAUUUCAUUUCGCGCUUCAGCCCGGGCCCCUUCCGGACGCCAGCUCACUCCCCACCGCCGCGAUGACCAAAAAGUUCACCCGCGCCAAGCUCCGAGAGACUGGGCAGAGAUUUAAGAGUUUUCUGGCCGCCCGGGGAGAGGACCAAGAAACCAACCGCGAGCGGCUGCGAGACAUUUACAACGAAGACUUCAAGAUCAGUCUCAGACCUUCUGGCAGCCAUGGGGAACAUGGAGACUUUGAGGAUCCUGUUCCUACCUUCUCUUCCAUGCUCUAUGGGAUGCGCUUCUAUGGGCAAGCUAAGGUCACCAAGGAUAAAGUCAAAUUUUGCAAAGUGAAUCACAAGAAGAAGAAGAAAAUGAAACAGGAAGAUAAGGUGUUUAAGGAAAUCAAACCUCCAGGAGCCAAGAAGAUGAAGUCCCAACUGUCAAAGAUCUUCCAAGACCGGGCCAAAUACAUUCAUGGGAAACAUGGUGUGGAUGUGGAGGUUGAGGGAUGCUACCAGAACCAAGACGGGCAGCUUGUUAUCCGUCUGGAUCUGAACCAGGAGGUGAUAUUGACUCUGCGUCUUCACAAUGGGGGAAGUUAUCCUGUCACCUUGCUCCAUAUCAUUCCACUUUUCCGAGUCACUCAGUUAACUUUCAAGUCAGAACUCCAAGAAGGGCCGAUCACCCUAGAUCCUGGUCACUUUCAUGAACUCCAUGUCCACUGUUACACCAGUUAUGUGGGCUAUUUCCCUGCAACGGUGCUGUGGAAGCUGCAGGGACCUUUGGGAUCAAGGAUAGAAGGAUCAGAAAUCUUCUACAUUGCCCGAUUCCUUGCCGUCAUGUCCCGAAGCCCCCUGGCUGAAGCGCUGAAGCCCACGGCUCCCUACAGACCAAACCGAUUUAUACCACACCCAACUUUAAGAAGCCGGGUGGAAGAUGGGUUGAGACCGGACAGGGGUCAGGGGUAUGAACUGGAGAUGACCUUGAAUCUUCCCAAGUACCACUGCCCGAACCACCUAAAGCACCUGUUUCCACAACUCCUCAAAUCGACCAAUUUCAACCAUCAUAGUGAUGUGGCUAAGAUUCAAAGCCGGCUGAAGACCCCACUAAAUUGGAGGAAUUAUGAGGAGAAGCUUCAGCUGCUUCUAUAUUUGGAAGAGCUGCAGAUGGAGCAAGACAUACGCCACUAUGAUUUGGAGUCUGUCCCCAUGGUCUGGGACCUAAAGGACCGAAACCCUCCGCUCCUCACCUUAGAGGUUCCUGGAGUAGCCGAGAACCGUCCUUCUGUGCUCCGAGGGGACCACUUAUUUGCUAUCCCAAACUUGAAUCAGAGCCAAAAUGUGACCAUAUAUAAGGGCUUUGUGCAUCAGGUCGAGUUGGAUCGGAUCAAGCUGAGCUUCUCUUCCAGACUCCUGGAGCAAUUUGUGAAAGGGAUGACUUUCAAGGUGACCUUCACCUUCAACCGACAACCCCUUCGAGUCCAACACCGAGCCCUGAAAUUGUCAAGACCUCACAUGUUGGAACCAUUGCUGUUUCCAUCGUCCCCCCGUGGGAUCCCGCUCCUGCCUCCCAAAUUCCAACUUUCGCUAUAUGACCGGAAUCUAGAGUCCAACCCUGAGCAGCUGCAAGCAGUGAGGCACAUAGUUCUGGGCACUUCUCGUCCCACUCCCUACAUUAUCUUUGGGCCUCCUGGAACUGGAAAGACUGUCACCUUGGUGGAGGCUAUUAAACAGGUGGUGAAGCACCUGCCAGAUGCCCAUGUCCUGGCCUGUGCCCCAUCCAACUCGGCAGCUGACCUGCUUUGCAAGAACCUCCGGCCUCACUUGCCCAAUUCCAUUUACCGCCUGCUGGCACCCAGUAGGGACAUCCACUUUGUGCCUGAUGAAAUCAAGUCCUGCUGUAAUUGGGACCCACAGAAAGGGAUGUAUGUUUAUCCCGCCAAGAAGAAGCUGCAGGAAUACCGUGUUCUCAUCACCACCCUCUUCACUGCUGCCAGACUGGUGUCGGCCGAGUUCCCUCCUGGCCAUUUCACCCACGUCUUCAUUGAUGAGGCUGGCCAUGCUAUGGAACCUGAGUGUCUUGUGGCUGUCGCAGGCUUGCUGGCCAUUAGGGAUUCAGAGAAACCAGGUGGACAACUGGUUCUGGCCGGAGAUCCCCAGCAGUUGGGGCCGGUGCUACGGUCCUCCAUCGCUCAGAAACACGGAUUGGGUGUCUCUUUGCUGGAGCGGCUUCUGAAAUACAACCCUUUGUACCAGAAGGGCCCCAAGGGGUAUGACCCCCAGCUUGUCACCAAGUUAUUGCGCAACUACAGGUCUCACCCUCACAUCCUGUACAUCCCCAACAAUCGGUACUAUGACGGGGAACUCCAACCCUAUGCGGACCAAAUGGACAGAGAACGAUAUUGUCACUGGGAGGAGCUGCCUCAGCAGGGCUUCCCGAUCAUUUUUCAUGGCGUGAUGGGCAAGGAUGACCGGGAAGGAAACAGCCCAUCCUUCUUCAACUCUGAGGAGGCAGCCACUGUUGUUUUCUACCUGAAGAAACUUCUGACUUCAUCACCCAAAAAAGGCCAGGGCCGGCUGAGCCCCCAGAAUGUGGGAGUUAUCUCCCCAUACAGGAAACAGGUGGAGAAAAUCUACCAGUGUAUCACCAAACUGGACAAGGAGCUUCGGGGGCUUGACAACAUCAAGGAUUUGAAGGUGGGUUCAGUGGAGGAGUUCCAAGGGCAAGAGCGGAGCGUUCUUCUAGUGUCCACUGUCCGGAGCAGCCAGAAUUUUGUCCAGAUGGAUUUUGAUUUCAAUCUGGGCUUUCUCCGAAAUCCCAAGAGAUUCAAUGUGGCUGUGACCCGAGCCAAGGCCCUCCUCAUUAUUGUGGGCAACCCUCUGCUGCUGUGCCAGGAUCCCGAAUGGAACACGUUUCUGAAGUUCUGCAAAAAAAAUGGCGGCUACACGGGCUGUCCUUUCCCCACCCUGGAAACAGAGCAGGCCCUAGAGCAACAGCUGAGCACCCUGAGCCUCGGCCCCUCUACCUCAGAAACUCACCCUCACGACCUCCUGGCAAGUGGCCUUCAGGAGCAAGUGGAGCCAGCCUGGAGAAAUGAGCUUUAAGGAGACCCUCCCCCUCCGCCCAACUAGCCCCCCACCCUCCGCCAUGUCUCAUGCCUGUACGUCCCAGACACGGAACAGAAGAACCCCACUGAGUUCUAUCUUCUUGGGCAGGAAAGGAGGGAGGAUAAGUGCGAUAGAAAGGAGAAAUUUGCACCAAGCCAUUCCCCCUCCUCCUCCCAAGCUAGAGAUGACAGAUCAAGCUUCUGGGAUUUUUUUUUUUUUUUUUUCUCUUUUGUGGGGAGGGAGAAGGAAGAGGAUUCUGCAAAUAAUAAAAUUUGUUGUAAGCCAUGACCUCUGGGCCUCCAGUCCACCUCCUCACAGCUUCCUGCUGGGUCUGGCUCUGUCUUCCAAAGGAUGGGGUGGGACCAAGGGAAAAGGAGGCAGGCAAAGGGACCUUGUCCCCACCCCUAGAGCCUGGGGCCAAAGGAGGAAGCCGAGUGGGAGGUGGACGGGAAGCCACCCACGCAGCCUUCUAAUUUUAGCCCCAGCCAAAGGCCACUCCCCUCCAGCCCGCCUCCUCGGGCGCU